Messenger RNA from Neopelma chrysocephalum (saffron-crested tyrant-manakin), 6694 nucleotides. It is a transcript of the gene CBLB, whose product is annotated as Cbl proto-oncogene B. Gene Ontology annotation, biological process: cell surface receptor signaling pathway; negative regulation of epidermal growth factor-activated receptor activity. NCBI's taxonomy places the organism in Eukaryota, Metazoa, Chordata, Aves, Passeriformes, Pipridae. Gene Ontology annotation, molecular function: SH3 domain binding; ubiquitin protein ligase activity; phosphotyrosine residue binding. The coding region runs from base 143 to 3061 and encodes 972 amino acids. Gene Ontology annotation, cellular component: membrane raft; plasma membrane. The record is from RefSeq and is a predicted model, not a curated record. The transcript is spliced from 19 exons.
GCCAGCGCGCCGCGGGGAGGGGGCGGGAGCGGCACAGGGAGCGGGGCCGCCGCCGAGCCAGCCUCACUUCCCAGGAGUGCGGGGAGACCACAGCCUGCCGGGGGCUGCGAGCGGUGCCGCAGACAGACCUCUUGGCUCCCAGAUGGCCAAUUCGAUCAACGGCCGGAACCCGCGCAAGGGACGGAUCCUGGGCUUCAUCGAUGCCAUUCAGGAUGCUGUGGGUCCCCCCAAGCACGCAGCUGCCGACCGGAGGACUGUGGAGAAGACCUGGAAGCUUAUGGACAAAGUGGUAAGAUUGUGCCAAAACCCAAAGCUUCAACUCAAAAACAGCCCACCUUACAUACUUGACAUUCUACCUGACACUUACCAACAUUUGCGACUUAUACUGAGCAAAUAUGAUGACAACCAGAAACUCGCACAACUCAGUGAGAACGAAUAUUUUAAAAUCUACAUUGACAGUCUUAUGAAAAAAUCAAAACGGGCUAUAAGACUCUUCAAAGAAGGAAAGGAAAGAAUGUAUGAAGAGCAGUCACAGGACAGGAGAAACUUGACAAAGCUGUCUCUCAUCUUCAGCCACAUGCUAGCAGAAAUCAAGGCUAUUUUUCCAAAUGGCCAGUUCCAGGGUGAUAACUUCCGUAUCACCAAAGCUGAUGCUGCAGAUUUCUGGAGGAAAUUCUUUGGAGAGAAAACUAUAGUGCCAUGGAAAGUGUUCAGGCAGUGCCUUCAUGAAGUUCAUCAGAUUAGCUCUGGUUUGGAAGCAAUGGCUCUUAAAUCUACUAUUGACUUGACCUGCAAUGACUACAUUUCAAUUUUCGAAUUUGAUAUCUUCACUAGAUUAUUUCAGCCGUGGGGCUCAAUCUUAAGGAAUUGGAACUUCUUAGCUGUGACACAUCCUGGAUAUAUGGCAUUCCUGACAUAUGAUGAAGUGAAAGCAAGGCUGCAGAAAUACAGCUCUAAGCCUGGGAGCUACAUUUUCAGACUGAGUUGCACUCGCCUGGGACAGUGGGCCAUUGGGUAUGUGACUGGUGAUGGGAACAUACUGCAGACCAUACCUCACAAUAAGCCUCUGUUUCAAGCUUUGAUUGAUGGCAGCCGGGAAGGAUUCUAUUUGUUCCCAGAUGGAAGAAGUUAUAAUCCUGAUUUGACAGGAUUAUGUGAACCCACACCACAUGAUCACAUAAAAGUCACACAGGAACAGUAUGAACUGUACUGUGAAAUGGGCUCCACUUUUCAGCUGUGUAAAAUCUGUGCAGAGAAUGACAAGGAUGUGAAGAUAGAGCCUUGUGGACACCUUAUGUGCACUUCUUGUCUUACAGCAUGGCAGGAAUCUGAUGGCCAAGGCUGUCCUUUCUGCCGCUGUGAAAUCAAAGGAACUGAACCAAUCAUUGUGGAUCCCUUUGAUCCAAGGGAUGAAAACUCCAGGUGCUGCAGUAUUAUUGAUAGCUUUAGUAUGCCCAUGUUGGACUUGGAUGAUGAUGAUGAUAGAGAAGAGUCUUUAAUGAUGAAUCGUUUGGCUUCAGUCCGAAAGUGCAAUGAGAGGCAAAAUUCACCAGUGACUUCCCCAGGAUCUUCCCCUCUUGCACAAAGAAGAAAACCACUUCCAGACCCCCUGCAAAUACCACAUCUUAGUCUUCCACCUGUACCUCCUCGUCUGGAUCUGAUUCAGAAGGGAGUAGCACGGUCACCAUGUGCCAGUCCAACUGGGUCACCAAAGUCUUCUCCUUGUAUGGUGAGGAAACAAGAUAAACCUUUGCCAGCACCACCACCUCCCUUGCGAGAUCCUCCACCGCCCCCACCAGAGAGACCUCCACCAAUUCCACCAGACAACAGGAUAAGCAGACACCUGCAUCAUCCAGAAAGUGUGCCUUCCAGAGACCAGCCAAUGCCCCUCGAAGGAUGGUGUCCCAGAGAUGCGUUUGGGACAAGUCAGUUGGUAGGAUGUCGAGUGGGGAGCGAUGCUUCUCCCAAACCAGGACUGACUGCCAUUUCAAACGUGAAUGGAAGGCACAACCGCGUAAGUUCUGAUCCAGGAUUUAUGAGGAAACACAGACGUCACGAGCUGCCUGCAGAAGGUGCCAAGGUUUUUUCGAAUGGUCAUCUGAUAAAUGAAGAAUAUGAUGUCCCUCCACGGCUUUCACCUCCCCUUCCAGCUGUCUCCAUCAUCCCUAGUAUAAAGUGCCCUGGUCCUUCAGCAAAUUCUCUGUCUGAUAAAUCAAGGGAUCAUACAGAUGAUGAUGAUGAAUACAAAGUUCCUUCAUCACAUCCUGUAAUACUGAGCUCACAACCACCUCACGGUCAUCAUAUAAAACCUCUUGCUCGGGUGUGUGAGAACGGUCAAUGUGCUGGAGUAACGAAUGGAACACACAGUACUACUUCUGAGAUAAAGAAAUCAAAACAUCCUGAAUUAGGAGAUGUCUAUGAUGCACCUACUCUUCCGGUACCUUUGCCACCUGCACGACCUCCUACCAGAGACAACCCAAAACACAGCUCUUUGCUCAACAGGACACCCUCCGAUUAUGAUCUUCUGGUGCCCCCUUUAGGCGAAGACACAUUUGAUAACUUGCCCCCUUCACUGCCACCCCCACCACCUCCUGCUCGGCACAGCAUGAUUGAGCACACAAAACCUGCUGGCUCAGGAAGCCGACCUUCUUCAGGACAUGAACUCUUCCUUCAUUCUGACCCCCAUUUUGAUCCAAUAACUGGUCAUGCUCCUUUGCCACCUGCUCGUAGAGUAACUGGAGAAAAUGUCAAAACAAAUAGGACAUCUCAAGACUAUGAUCAACUUCCCCCAUCUUCAGAUGGUUCACAAGCACCAGCCAGGCCCCCUAAACCACUUCCUCGGAGAACUGCACCAGAAAUACAUCACAGGAAAGCAUACAGCUCUGACAGUUCCACGGAAAAUGUGGAUGCAAAAAUUGCAAAACUCAUGGGAGAGGGCUAUUCCUUUGAAGAAGUCAAGAGGGCACUUGAAAUUGCCCAGAAUAAUGUUGACGUGGCCCGUAGUAUUUUAAGAGAGUUUGUCUGUUUUCCUCCACCAGUCUCUCCACGUCUCAACCUAUAGCAGCAUCAAGAUUUUCUUGGAGCAUAUGAAUAAUUCUACAGAUACAUGUGUGGAUUGGGGAAUGAGAGGAAGAAGAGAAUGGAAUAUUUUUCUUUCAUCCUUAGUAGAAGGGUGUUUGUUUCCAGCCGUUUAUCAAAGGCUCAUGGCUGCUCUGAUCAAGACUUAUAAAUAUGCUGAGGCUUAUGUAUUUUUGCUAGCCAUACUUUUUUAAAUCAGGGUUGAACUGACAAAGUAAUUUAAAGAAGUUUACUUCCCUAGAACUUUUAAUCUGUGAAAUGCUUUUUCUUGUUUACAAGUUGGCAAGUUACAGUUUUCUAGUUUGUGCCUGUACUAUGUUCCUGUUCAUAUUCCCUUGUACUUGUGGUCAGUUCUGCUGUAGCAUUCCCAACAGUUUCCAUGCUGACCACUCCAUCAACUAAAUCAUCACUUUCCAGAAGUUCUGUGUUUUGUUUUGUUUUUCUCUUACAAGAUUGCUUUAAUUGUUUUUUUUGCAUUUCAGCUCAUCAAAUGCAAAAAGUAUGUGGCCUUCACUACUGAUUUUUUUUUUUCUUCUGAGAUUCCUUUGCUUUUGAGAGAGGAAAUAUCUGAAUGUAAAAUGCAUUAUUUUGUCUAUGAACUGCCUUUUUAAAGGUAUUUUGACAGUGAUGUUGGGCAGCUUUCUGUUUAACAUGAAUUCCAUGACCUGUAGUCCCCCAGGUCUUUUAUAUACAGUUUCCCCAAAAAAAUCCCAAACAACAAAUAAAAUACUUCAUGCAGCAGUGAUACUGAGUUCUCACAUGUAAAAUCUCUUUCAAAUUUGAAUAUUUGAUUGCAAACAUUCAAAAAAAGUCAAAUGCACACAAUAAUACUGUGUUUUGAUUACACACUAAUGUCACCAGUUCUUUGUGACCUGAGUCAUGCCAGAGUAGAAGGAAUCUAUUUGAAUAAUAUUAAUGGUAUUCAGGUAAAUUCCAGGUCUAACUUCUGUAAAAUAGAAUGCAGUUAAUUUUUUGUUUAAGUGAUUAUCCUGUGGUUCAUUGUGGCUUGGAUCAGUUUGUAUUAACUUGGAAACUUUUAAUCUUUGAUGCACUGUUAAUUUCUAAUGCUACUGUAGCAACAUUUUUUGCAAAAUUCUUUAGUAAUGUCCUCCCUCCCUGUACACUUUAUAAUUCUCGAGUAUGUGUUUAAUAUCCAAAUUCCUUCACUCAGUUUCCAACUGCUUAGUUGGAAAUACAUUUUUGCUUUACGUGGUUAGUGGUACUCCAGACUUUGAUGUUUCGUUUUUGAGCCCAAACUGAUGCAAGCCAAAUAAAAAAUAAUCCGAAUUUUAGAAAAGGGAGAGAAGACAACUCUUUUGUGAGUACACUCAAAGUAAACAGUCCAAAUAUUUUCAGAAAAAUUCUUAAGAUUGCUGCUUUCUUGUUUUUUUAGGAAACUUUGAAAUCUUCGUUUAUUCUAAUACUAUUGAAAAAAUAAUACCAUGUGGUAGUUAGAAUAUUUUUCACAUUUUGAGAUGUGACCAGUAUAUGAAAAUUUUCACAGUGUGCCAAGCUGGGUGUGAAGUAUAUAUUCAUUAUUCCCUUUCAGCUCUUAGUGUUCUCCUUCACGCUGGGCAAGUGUUAAAAGUUACAUCAUUUACAGGUCAGACCUCAGCAGCCAAUGCAUUUGUUGAAAAGAUUUUUUUUUAGAAGACAGCAAGUGGCUGAAUUGCAGGAUUCAGAGUAACUGAGAACACUUAUUGGAAAUUACUGUGCUGUCUCAAAGUCCAUUGUUUCAUCAAGGAACUUAUUCUUAAAACCAAUUAAAUAAAUUACUUUGUAGCAUCACAAAGUGUAGUACAUAUAUCAUUAAUCUGCUUCAGUGAUAAAAAUGAUCAGGACAAUUCAGGGUAUAGGGAAGAACUUCUAUUCUGUUUUGAUUUAAGCAAAUGAUUCUGAGUUUAUGUUCCAGAAAAGAGCAUUUGCAACUUCAUUUACUUGUUCACUCUUCAAGUACAGCUUAUGAAAAGUUUAAGUUUAAGUUAUAUUCUAUGCUUUUAUAGUUCAAGUUAAUCUCUUUCCUCAGUUUUGGGAAUAAGUUUUGUCUAGUCUUGAAACCCUCUUGUUCAUUUGGUUUGUUUACAACAUCACUGUAGCAUUUUAGCUAGCUAUAAAUUCAAAAUGAUUCAUGCUAUUAAAUUAUACACUCUGGUUGUACUGGAAUCACUGAAAUGAGGUUCUAGCAUAACUGCCAGCAUAGCAAUGAUGACAGUGAAAAAAAGAACACUUUACAAGGAUGAACAAACAAUGUGCAGAUUCAGUUUUGAAAUUUUGAAUUGUUAUGAAGAACUCAUUUUCUUUCUUUUUAUGCAGAAGCUUAGUACAAAUUACAUCUUUAUAUUUCAAUUAGAGGCUGGAACUACUGCCUGACAGAUUAAGGUUUUUAAAGUUUUCCUUCUCCUUUCUGGUUGUGACCACCAGUGACACUUACUUUUUUCAUUAUGUGUUAAAAAAACAACUUGGUGAGCAAUAUUCUGAGUGGUAACUUGAAAAGAGUUCCAUUAAUCUUUAAAUGAGUGCUAAUAACACUUCUAAAUAGUGGAAAAUGCAGACUAUUUCAAGCCCGUUUUGGUUAAUAGUUUUAAAGUCAAACAGAGCGAAAUUGCUUUGCUAGAGUGUUGAUGUUUACUCUGCAGGAAUUAAUAGGCUUAAAAUAAAUUAAUCUGGCUGCAGUCUAGGUCUCUAAAGACAUAGUUCUCUAAACAUAUUUUAACCUUUGAAAGACUCAAGGGUUUGAGCCUGGCAGUGUGUUAUGCACAUAUAUAACUUUAAGGAAGACUGACUUGAGUGAGAGUGCUUGGAUGAACAAAGCUGGUUAAACUCAGAAACAUGUGCUGUCAUAUUUCUUCCAAUAUUUCAGCCUUUAGACCAUCAUUGUGAUGUCUGUUGGCCUCAUCUUUUCUCUCCUUUUGGUAAAAUCACUGCAUUUUGAGCAAAUUGGCUGAAUCAGAAGUUGAACAGAGCAAGUGGACAUCAGCAGCACGGAUCUUUUCCAAAGACUAUGAGUAGAAAGAAUUUAAAUUGGGAUAAGAGAAAUUAAUUUAAUGUAAUUAACCAUGUUAAUGGCUUAGCUGGAACCCUAAAAUGGCCACUGGUAAAAUUUGUUAAUGUUCAGUAUCUCAAGAGUGCAUCUGGCACAGCUUUUUUAUAAUGUGAAUUUAGGAAGUUUUGUACCAGGAUCAUUUCUUCUGUUAUAUUUCUUUAAUUUUCAGCUUGAAGCUUUACUUUGCACUGACAACUCUGACCUGAAAGCAUUUAAGUUUGUGUCUUAAAUAUUGACAAAUUUUGAAGCAAAUGAACACCGUAUUCAAAGCAAAUUCAGGUACUACCUGUUGACCUGGAAUUUAGAGCUUUUAGGAGUGACUUCUUGAAAAAGGACUUCAGUAGUUUCCAUUUUGAAGGAUUUUCUUUCAAAUAACUAUUUUAUCUGAAAAUGCCUUUUAUAAACUUGUCUAACAUGUGGCAAACUUAGUGAUGUGUUCAAUUAAUUUAUAUUUUAUUCAACAUUCUUUUUAAAUUUUGGUUAUUAUGUAUGCUCAAGUUCUUUAUCUGUUCAUGUAAGAUAUUUUAUAAAAUUAAUGUUAAGAGAAUGUUGGGUUGGUCCGUGAUUUUUCAA